This is a messenger RNA of Aspergillus mulundensis, 651 nucleotides long. RefSeq lists its product as uncharacterized. The record is from RefSeq and is a predicted model, not a curated record. Bases 1 to 651 code for a protein of 216 amino acids. The transcript has a single exon. Lineage: Eukaryota; Fungi; Ascomycota; Eurotiomycetes; Eurotiales; Aspergillaceae. Gene Ontology annotation, molecular function: protein binding.
AUGUCGCUCCAAACCCUCCCCAUCGAGCUGGUGCUUCUGGUCGCUGAACACUGCGACUCCCAGUCUGAUGUGGUGGCCUUGACCCGAACCUCAAAGCGCCUCGCAACAAUCCUAGCCCCUCGCCAGCUAGAAAUCAACAUCAAACGCUUCGAAGCCUCCGUACUAACUAGGGCAGUGGUGACCAACAAUAUCCAAGUCGCAAAUGCCAUGCUCGAAGGCAUAUCAAGGAACAGCGUCUUGAGUAGUAUCCUCAAAUAUCGCGUCCAGAUCCCAAAAUCCAGCCAUCCGUUCACGCUUCGCUUGCACGCAUGGUCUCCUCCACUCUGGAAGUUGAUCAACUUAGCUAGUUGUCCACUCUACAAGCUGCUGCAGGAAUCCGGAAAACUCGACAACCUCCUCUACCUGGCUGUCGACAACGGACAUCUGGACAUGGUCACGCUUUUGCUAUUCUUUGGUGCGGACCCGAGGGCUGGACAUGAGAACCACGCCGAAGGAGAGCCGGCUGCGCUUGUGAGGGCCAGUCAACGCGCUCUUCCAGUUGACGGUAUUUCCGGCGAGAUUACUAUGGCGUUGGUGGAUCAUCGAAAAGCUGAUAUGAGAUGGGUGCUGAGGAUAUGGAGCCGGCACUAUAGGGAGCUUGCUAACAACUGA